GAGGGAAAAGCGUCUGCAGAACAGGGAUCAUUGUUUUUCCGUGAUGGCAAAGCCCGCGAAGAGUUAAAGCAAAAUACGCAUUAAUAAUCUGAAUCAUAUCUAGGCAGAUCUGUGCAUGAGAAACAUGGCAGAUUCUGAUCUUUAUAUGCAAUGUGAUGAAGACGAACUAGAGCCAUGCCAGAGUGUUACAGAAAGCAGGGGCCAGCGAUUGAACAAAGUUACUGUAGUCCCAAGCGUCAUUAAUGCACAGAUAUCACCACAGCCUAAUGGCGCCUCUACUGAUCAGACAUCAGCUGCUUUUGGACUCCCAAAUCAAGCUGUGCCUUUGGCUUCUGCUCCUGCUGUUACACUCCUGCCUAAUGCAGUCCAGACAGGUGGAGCAGCGGGACAAACUAUCUACUUCAGUGCGCAGCCUAACUCAGGUCAACCUCUGGCCGGCUCAAUGAAUUUGGGAACAUACUUCUUGAAUGGACAGCCUGUUAGUUUUGUGACUGCUGGUCAGACACCCCAGUUGAUUGCUCCGCGGAUGGUUACUCCAGGGAGUGCACAGCAAACAGCCCCUGGAAAAGUCUCCACUAUGCAGAUGCCGGUCGCACUAACCCUCAACAGCCCCUCGAACCUGCAAAGCAUCACCCCAGCGGCUCCAGGAGUGAACGCUCGUAACGUCACACCCUCCAACAUCCUACCAGCCACAGCACCAGGAUCAAUAAUAAAAGUAAUCAAGUUUAUGAAGUAUCCUGGAGCUCCUGGAUCUGCUGGGCAAGUGAUGAGUUCAGUAGCUCAGCCCAGCCAGCCGAUGUCCAUCCAGAACAGUAUAACACACCAAACUCCAGUGUCGAUCCUGCCUGCUGGGAUUGCUCAGACCCUUAUGCCUCAAAUGCAGAUAUUGGCUCCUGCUCCUGGCACAGCGAGUAAUGCACUGAAAAGAACCUCCAGUUCAUCAACUUUCUGUCCUCGCUGUAAAGCUGUUUACCAAAAGAGUCUACCCCUCCGUGGAUAUUUCUGUCAAUGCAGUCAAGAACUUAUCAAAAGCAUCUGGAGCCUGAAAUCCCACACUAAAAACAGGCUCAGAGCCCGCUCAAAAAGGCCCCCGCGUGACACACCCGCCUCCUCUGCAUCUUCAAAAACCUCUCAGAAAGACGUCACUUCUUGCGAGUUGCCUGAGGGAGCACCUAACCCUCGCUCUGGAGAUUUUGACGAACAGGGCAGAAUGAUCAUGCUGGUUGAAGACUUCUUCUAUGGUCAACACCCUGGCCGGCCUGCAGAUGUCAGAUAUCCAUGGGAGCACAUUUCAAUGAAAUGCCAUCUUUGUUCCAAGAAGUUAAUAGGCAACAUUGAGAUGAUGAACCAUAUGAAACACCACAUGGAGCGGGAUUGCCGAACAGGGGAAGUGGACUGUCAUACUGUAUGUCAACACUGCUACAGAAACUUCUCAACGCCUUUCGGUCUGCAAUGUCACGUCGAGGCCGUCCAUAUUCAAGCAGAGUCCUCAAAGGUGUGCAAGAUCUGUGAAUGCUUGUUUGAGAGCGAACCCCUCUUUCUGAACCACAUGAAACACGUGCACAAGCCUGGCGAGAUGCCCUACGUGUGUAAGGUGUGUGACUUCCGCUCCUCUUUCUACAAAGAUGUUAUGAACCACUUCACGGAGCACCACAAGGACACCUGCAUCUUAUUGUGUGUGUACUGCCUAAAAAUAUUUAGGUCUUGUGGCGGAUUUCAGUUGCACUACACUAGACAUCAGAAAAAAGGAGCACGAAAUUGUGAUAAAUGCCGACUUCAGUUCUGCUCGGAAAAGGACGAGUGGCACCACAAACAAAGGUUUCACAGGACUUAUGUCAAGCCCAAGCAAUUGGAGGGCCUCGUGCCUGGUACUAGGAUAAUCAUCCGAGCUUAUGCUGACAAUACGGACAACAGAGCUCAGUUUGGAGAACCUCCAGUGGAGCCUUGCCCAAAUACCACAUCAACACCUGACCAAUCUCAAAAUGUCCACAGCAAAAUCGUUCCUGUGAAGAAAAAGCCGGUGGAAAGUAUGGUGGAGCUGAUGGUCAAGUUUGAGAGCAAUUUCAACCCAAAAGAAAAAAAAUACUACUGUAUGGAAUGCAACCAUGAUAUUCCAUAUUUUUCCAACCAUUUCCCCACCUAUGUGAGCUGCUCACUCUGCCGAUACUGUACCUGCUGUUCCAGAGCCUAUGCCAAUCACAUGAUCAGUGUGCAUGUCCCUCGCAAGAGCACCAAGAAAUAUAUUACCCUAUACAAACCCUGCCCAAAGAAGGGCCGUCUAAGUUGUACCAAAUGUAAGUUCAAUACUACGAUUGGAGAUUCGAUGGCCAAACAUCUCGCUAACUUUCCGAAACAUCAAGCAAGCCGAAGCACCAUUCAGGAGGGAUUUUCACAAGGCUAUAAAAGGUUUGUCUUCAUCCCAACCAACCUACUCCGAGGAGGCCAGAGACUCAACAACACGGGCUUUUUGCAUUUGCAAGUCAAGCAAGUGGACAGGAGUUCCUCAAUACCCCUUCUUCAACCCAGUUACACAAUAACGCUCCCUGCCAGCCCCGCUCGCAUGCCACCCCUACCCAUCCAGGCUCAGCCCACAGAAAAAAGCAAGGUCAGGCCAAUAGCUCCAAAGCCAGCUUUACACUCGCUCACUGCUGCUCAGAAUAAAGUUGUGCUGUACGCCCUAUGCUGUGGCGUCCCUCAAGCUGCCAUUCACUUCAAUAAGCCACCAGAGGAAGUUCACUCGCUGCUUUUGAAACGCCAAACUGUGGUUGAACCAUCAAAAGGCAAAUACUUCUUGACACCGCAGGCAGCGGAUAAGCUAAUUCAAUGGGUUUACUGCCAACGUGAGCAACAGCUACCAAUCAGCGAAGCUAACUUGUUGGAAUUCAUGUACAAUCAUGGUUCGCGAGACUUCUCUUACGAUUCGGUGGUUGAUUUCUUCCUACGCCAUGAUCUGGGCUUGCAGGCGUUUGCAACAUCCAGCAAGUUGCCGCCAUUACAUUGCCAGCAGCUAGAGCGCUCCUUUAGCAGCUUUCUAAAAGAGCAAGUCAACUCGCAAGCAUUUAGUCUGUCCUCAAUUGGCUCCAUGGACGAGCUGUCCGUCUUUGUGGAUUUGGAGAAGCUGGUGGAUUCAACAUCCAUGAUGUCCGCUUUUAAACUGAUAGGCACCACAGAACCAACCAUAGAUGUUGUGUUUACAGCAUUAGCUGAUGGGAACUUGUUAUCCGUCAUGCUUUUUGUCAAAAGCGAGCCUCCUACGCUUGAUGCACAUUCAUUGUCGGACUCUGUCAUCCUGGAGGCUCGACCUGAAGGCUUCACAAAUGAGGAACGCCUUCAAGUUUGGAUUGACAAAGUGUGGAGUCCAUAUGUUAACCCAAGUUCUGGUGGCAAAGGGUUAUUAAUGAUGGACCUCUACAAAGGCCACACGUCCAAUGAGUUCUUGGCAGCGCUUAAUCGCGUUAAUACUCUUCCAGGAUUGGUCCCGCAUGGUUGCUCUCGCCGCCUACAGCCGCUGGAAGUGUGUAUGGGGCCGGUGUUGCGCGAGUUCAUGCAGGCUAGCUGGACUGAACUUGUCACGAAGGCACCACAGGAAUUGGUUGGAGCCAAACCGGCUGACCUCGCCAUUAUAAUCGCUCGCUGGCUUACAGAAGUUCUGGAUGUGCUUAAAGCAGAGCCCAAACAUCUCUUCCGCUCUUUCGAUUGGAUAUUGAGCACGAAUGAAUCCUCAGAGGAACCUGCGGAGCUCAUGCGGAGUCUCACCGAAGCUCUGCUCGCCAGUAAAUUGCAAGGAGAUAAAGUUGAGGAGCAGAAAGCCGAGACCUCCAGCGUCGUUUCUGCAGAAUCCUGGCCCUCUCCGCAGUCCAGCAUACUCGCAUUGAAAAAGAUCUUCGAGAAGGACAGUGAUGUGGAGACUUUCCAUGGUUUUGAGGACUCUGAGAUUACAGAUCUGUAGGUUCUUCUUUAAAGAGACAGUUCACACUAAAAUGAAGAUAUUCUGAUAAGAAAACUGCUAUUGACAUCCAUAGUAGGAACAACAAAUAUUAUAGAAGUCAGUUUUUUUCAGCAUUCUUCGGUAUAUCUUCCUUUGUGUUCAACAGAAAAAACUCAAAUGGGUUUGGAACAAGUCAAGGAUGAGCAGAAUUUUUAUUUUUGGGUGAAUAGUCUCUUUAAUCUGCAGGUGUUUUUUUUUUAUAUAUGUGCCUUCCUUCUGUCAUCAGAAACUCGUCUCAUUUUUGGAGAAUGAAAUAUAAAAACAUCAUGCAAAUGUAGGUUAUUGCUUGUAUAUGUAAAUAUUUGAUGCAUUUGAUUUGUUGAAGAUCCCUAGUAGUAACGCCUUCUAUUGUUCUUUAAAGGAUGAAUGUGCAACUUGUUACAACUAAUAGUUUUUUCUCAUCACUGUUUGCCUUUUUCAUCAGGUUUGAUCUAUCAGAAUGUGCAUAAAUGUAAAUAGAAAUGAGUUGAAAUCGUCACCUAUUGUAUUUAGGGUUAUACUGUAUAAUACUUGAUUAUGUGCUAAUGAAUAAACAGCUUUAGGUAUGUAA
Molecule: messenger RNA, 4538 nt
Organism: Danio rerio (zebrafish)
Lineage: Eukaryota; Metazoa; Chordata; Actinopteri; Cypriniformes; Danionidae
Gene: pogza
Product: pogo transposable element derived with ZNF domain a
Biological process (GO): regulation of transcription by RNA polymerase II
Molecular function (GO): nucleic acid binding
Source: RefSeq, marked predicted